Messenger RNA from Silurus meridionalis, 1316 nucleotides. Its product is annotated as tripartite motif-containing protein 16-like. NCBI's taxonomy places the organism in Eukaryota, Metazoa, Chordata, Actinopteri, Siluriformes, Siluridae. The record is from RefSeq and is a predicted model, not a curated record. The transcript is spliced from 2 exons. Gene Ontology annotation, molecular function: protein binding. The coding region runs from base 272 to 883 and encodes 203 amino acids.
ACUGUUAUUGUUCUUCUCCACUGGAAUGAUCAUUAGAUGCAGUUACACUUAUUACUCCUGUAUUUAUAGUGUUUUCAGCUACUCAACUAUUAAUAAAGGACACACAUACAUUUAUUCCUCCUUUCUUACAAACAGAGAGUGACAGAGUUCAUAAGUCACAUAAACAACAUCAUUCAUUCAUAACAUUUAUUCAGUAGUGAUUAAUUACCAAAGCAGCUCAUUUCCUUCAUCAAAAUAUGUCUCCUGUUUCUCCACAGCUGCAGCAGUUCAGAUGAUUUUACCCUCAGAACCAAAGAGCAGAGAAGAUUUUCUGUACUAUUUCUGUGAUCUGACUCUGGAUCCCAACACAGUAAAUUAUGACCUCAUUCUGUCUGAGAAGAACAAAGUGGUGACACACAGUAGGACAAAGCAGCCGUACUCUGAUCAUCCAGAGAGAUUUGACUACUAUGAGCAGGUGUUGAGUAAAGAGAGUGUGUGUGGACGCUGUUACUGGGAGGUGGAGAGGAGCAGUGAGGAGUAUGUGUUCAUAUCAGUCUCAUAUAAAGACAUCAGAAGGAAAGGACGGGGUGAUGAGUGUUGGUUUGGACGCAACAAUCAGUCCUGGAGUCUGCAGUGUUCUUCUUCUUAUCUUAGUUUCUAUCACAACAACAUUAAAACUGAUCUGAAAGUUUCAUCAUCCUCCAGAAUAGGAGUGUAUGUGGAUCACAGUGCAGGAACUCUGUCCUUCUACAGCGUCUCUGAUACGAUGAAGCUCCUCCACAGACUCCACACCACAUUCACUCAGCCUCUAUACGCUGGAUUCUAUCUGCAUUAUUAUAGUACAGUUAGAUUAUGUGAUCAAAAAUUAAAUAUUAGAAAUGACAUAUUGUUUCAUGAAAAGUAGAAACUUUACAUUUUUAUUAAAAUAAUAUUUCAAAGAAGCAACAAGUCGUUUAUUUUCCAUUUCCAACAUUUUAUUUUCCAUCAGAAUUUUUUUUCCAAAUAAAUUUUGAAUCAAUCAGAUUGAGAAUUUUUGCUGAAUCAGAAUCAGAAUGAAUCAGAAUCUGGUUUCAGUCAGAAUCGGUGUUAGAAUUGUGUUUCAGUGAUCAGGUACACGAGGGUACAGGAAAUUUGAUGGUGAACUCUGUGUUGAACUUGUUUGCAGUACAUGUUGCAGUAAGAUACACUGCUGAUGUAACACACGUUGGCUAUGAAUACAAGUGGAUACAGUACACUAUACAGCUGUACAUUAAACAAGAAGAGUAUGCAGUCUAAUGUCACAGGAACAUAUGUAUGAGAAAAGUGUGUAAGUCUUAAAUUAAAGCUUAUCACUGCUA